AUGACACUUAUUUUUGAAGCAAAUGAGAACUUAACUACUCUAGCUGCAUCUAUUGAAGAAAUUCACCUUGAAACAAGGUCAAGAGAUCCUUCAGCUGUUGCAGGAGCCUCGAUAUUGGCAUAUCUAUCAAAUCUUAGAGAAGAUUUGAAAGUUGAUCCAGUUGUGUACAACGUGCUUCAUGAAGAUCCUGGCAAUGUUAGCUACUCUGUUGUGGGUGGCUUGUUUGAUCAAAUCUGGGAACUCAGGGAAUCUAUCAAGUUGCCUCUCAUGAAUCCUGAACUCUUCAUUAGAGUAGGGAUCAAACCGCCGAAGCCCAUUGUACUUAUUCUUGAGGCUCCCGCCAUACCUGUGCCUCCGCCAGAGGCUAGUGCUACCCCCGCUUAUUUGACGAUUCCUGUAGGAGCUGAGCAUCUCCAGCAGUUGAUGCAGGUCGUCAUUGAUGUUCUUCAGACUCGUCAACCCGUUCCUGAGAUGCCCAGUCAGGCGGAACAGGAGCGUGUGAGUCCCCUUUUGCGAGAUUCGACUCUGCAGCGAGCUCUGUUAGCGAUAUUUCUACUUCAGGGCGAGGCCAAGUGGACUAGUUCGCAGAGGGAUCGUGAUCAGAGGAGAGAUAGGGCAUCAGAGGCGCGAGUGCCCUCUUCCCUUGCCGCAGCGACAGUGGCUCCCGCCACCGAGACCCCGACAACAGCAGAGACCGCAGAUGCAGAGGGGACAGACACCUCCCCAGCCACCUCAACUUGA
Magnolia sinica is the source of this 741-nucleotide messenger RNA. RefSeq lists its product as uncharacterized. Gene Ontology annotation, molecular function: proteasome-activating activity. The record is from RefSeq and is a predicted model, not a curated record. Gene Ontology annotation, cellular component: cytosolic proteasome complex; proteasome regulatory particle, base subcomplex. Gene Ontology annotation, biological process: positive regulation of RNA polymerase II transcription preinitiation complex assembly. The transcript has 4 exons. Bases 1 to 741 code for a protein of 246 amino acids. NCBI's taxonomy places the organism in Eukaryota, Viridiplantae, Streptophyta, Magnoliopsida, Magnoliales, Magnoliaceae.